UACAAUUCUAGAUUGUGGCAACAACUAAUGUUUUCUGACGGAUUUGUUUUUUUGCUUGCUGUUUUUCUGUGCUUUUUGCCGGUCAGGAUAAAUAAAUAUGAGAGGUGGUUCUCGUGGUGGUCGAUCUGCUAGGGGUGGGCGCUCUGGCCCAUAUAAACCCAAAGUAUUCAUUCCUCGAGUCCCAUUUGACAUUUACGUGUGUGAAUCAUUUUUCCCAAGAGUGAAACUUGCACCUGAAGAUGCAGCUUUAACACAGAAUCAAGAGGAUGAAGAUAGUCUUAAAGCCAUUUUAAAAAGGAACCAAGAUCUUACUUCUACCGCCCAAGAACAAACUGCUGUUCUUAAUCUUGUUACAAAGAUUCAGACAGUUUUGGACAAUCUUGCUCUUUCCCCCGGAACCUUUGAUGCUUGUCAAAUUGAAGAAGUUCGUCAAGUUGGUUCAUUCAAAAAGGGCACAAUGAUGAUUGGAAAUCCAGUUGCUGAUAUUGUAACUAUCUUAAAAACUCUUCCUACUGUGGAAGCUGUUCAAGGCUUAGGUUACAAGGUUUUAGAUGAAUUGAAGGCUUUAGAUUCAGCAGAAAUUUUAUGUAUUGCUAUGAUUGAAGGUGGCUUUGAGAUAAGUUCAACUGAAGCCUCAGUGAAAUGUCUGAUCACAACUGUUCCCCAGAAUCUAAGAAAACUUGAUCCAGAAUUGCAUUUGGACCAAAAAAUACUUCAACAUCAUCUAGCCGCCAUCCGCCAUGCACGUUGGUUUGAAGAGAAUGCUCACCAUUCCAGUAUUAAAGUCUUGAUCAGACUGUUCAAAGAUCUGAGAAAUCGCUUUGAUGGUUUCCAACCUUUAAAUCCAUGGAUUUUGGAUCUCCUGGCACAUUACGCAAUCAAUCAUCAUCCCAGUCGUCAACCUUUAGGACUUAAUAUUGCUUACAAGAGAUGUUUGCAGUUGCUAGCUGGUGGAUUAUUUCUUCCUGGUUCUGCUGGAAUUCCUGAUCCAUGUGAAGGUGGAACUGUUCGAGUUCAUACGUCAAUGUCUUUAGAGCAACAGGAUCUUGUAUGUCUUACUGCUCAAACUCUCCUGCGUGUUAUUGCACAUGGUGGAUUCAAGCAAAUAUUAGGAUUAGAAAUUCUUCCUAAUCUUGCAAUCGAGAUGAGCGUUUGGGAUGGAGUUGUGGUUUCUCCAUUGAGUAAAGCUUAUGAGAAACCGGUUGACAAGAAAGAUGACGAAAAUUCUGAAGAUAUGGAUCAAGAACAAGAUGACACUAUGGAAACUCAAGACUAAUGAUUUUAAUGAUGACUAAAAUGCACGUUCAUUGUAUCUUAUAUUGGUCUUUGUAUAUAUCUCAUCAUGUAAUCCUUUUUUUAAAAAGCUGUCUAUCCAGUUUCUUAAAAUAAAUAAUAUUAUGCUAGA
Messenger RNA from Parasteatoda tepidariorum (common house spider), 1405 nucleotides. Its product is annotated as interleukin enhancer-binding factor 2 homolog. Gene Ontology annotation, biological process: positive regulation of DNA-templated transcription. The record is from RefSeq and is a predicted model, not a curated record. Lineage: Eukaryota; Metazoa; Arthropoda; Arachnida; Araneae; Theridiidae. Gene Ontology annotation, cellular component: catalytic step 2 spliceosome. Gene Ontology annotation, molecular function: DNA binding; double-stranded RNA binding.